Molecule: messenger RNA, 1485 nt
Organism: Salvia splendens (bonfire salvia)
Lineage: Eukaryota; Viridiplantae; Streptophyta; Magnoliopsida; Lamiales; Lamiaceae
Product: protein FAR-RED IMPAIRED RESPONSE 1-like
Exons: 3
Coding region: 1-1485 (494 amino acids)
Source: RefSeq, a predicted model, not a curated record
AUGGUGUUGGAUGAUAUUGCUAAGAAGAAGGAAAUGUCCGAGGCGUUCACAUAUCACUACAAAGUUAAUGCUUCUAACCAGUUGGUUGCUCUAUUUUGGUGUGACAAUCUAAUGAAGAGGAAUUACCACAUGUUUGGUGAUAUUGUAGCCUUUGACUCCACGUACAACACAAACAGGUACUGUAUGAUCUUCACUCCUUUCACUGGUAAGGAUAAUCAUGGAAGACCUGUAACCUUCGCUGCCGGAUUGGUGUGCAGCGAGAAAAUAGGGGCAUUUGCUCGGUUGUUCAGACAUUUCGUCGAAUGCAUGGGUUUAGCGCCCAAGAUGAUCGUGACAGAUCAAGAUUUGGGCAUGAGAUCAGCUAUUGAAGAGGUUCUAGUUGGCACUCGCCACUGUUGGUGUAUGUGGCAUAUAAUGCAUAAGUUGGCCACCAAGGUACCGAACAAGUUGCUGAGGGACGACGAUUUCAAGAAGGAAUUCAAUGCUUGCGUGUGGUCGGACCUGUUUGAACCUGACGAAUUUGAAGAGGAGUGGAAUAGAUUGGUGGAACAUCAUGGGCUGGAGGACGUUGACUGGUUCACCACAUUGUACGAGUAUAGGCAAUUCUGGAUACCGGCAUACUUUAGAGAUUUUCCUUUGGGAUCGAUGAUUAGGACUACGUCCAUAUCCGAAUCGGAGAAUAGCUUCUACAAAAAAUUUCUGAAGCCCCGAGCUAACAUUGCUGAAUUCUACUUGAAUUUCAACAACGCCCUUGAAUUCCAGCGGAACAGUAGAACAACGUUGAACUACCACGAUGCUACUGCCCUGCCUAGACUGGCCACUACUCUGCCAUUCGAGAAACAUGCUUUCACGCUGUACACCGACAGUAUGUUCAAGAAAAUCCAAGAAGAAAUUAUUAAGGGUAAUGACAGAUGCCGCGUGCUUGGAUUUUCAUCUGCAGAAAUGGUUGACACCUACAAGCUUGGGGACAGCAAGCUCAAUUCAUACAUGAAUGAAGACUCCCUUAGCCAAGGCAGUACAUGGGGAGUUUCAGGAUGCCCUGCCAGGUCCAUCAUUGACGAUAGGCAAACAGUGUCUAAGCAGGCGAUUUCGAUGUUCUAUGGGUUUCUUAGACGAUUUGAGACCGACAUUGAAGUGCUACGUGAAUUCGUAGGUGGCGCCGAAGAACUUGGCAAUUCUCUUCAAGUUGGUACUCCGUCAACGUCCGCCUCUGAAAAGAGGCGGAUGAUUGAAGAGUUUUAUGGUAUGGUAAGGCCUGAAGUAGUUGAGGUCCAUCCUUCGGAUGUCGUGAAGACCAAGGCCCACGCUAGCAGCCCAGCGAGCCGUCUGAUUUCGAAGAGAGAGAAGACUAUAAAGGAUGCUACUAGGCCUCUUAGACGGUGUAAGGCGUGCGAUGAGAUGGGCCAUCACGACUCUAGAAAUUAUCCAAUGCUUAAAGAGAUGACGUUGGAGAAAGAGAAGCGGAAGGGCAAGAGGCCAACUUGA